AUGUUGAGAAAAGCAGUUGUCUUGUUGUUUUUAUUUGUGCUGAUUGGUGGUAAGAGUCCUAACAGCUAGAGCCACUACAGUUUCUACCUUGCUUAAAAUCUUUAUUCAACCAGAAAAUUCCAGCUCUGGCCGCUCCCACAUCCAACUCACAAUCAGAAUCGGUUGAAUCUCCCGAGUCGGUUGAGUCACUCGAAUCCCAGGAAGUCUACGCCCCUCGAAGCGCUUCCCAGCAACAAGACGGCGGAUUCUUCGGCAGUGUCAAGAAGUACAUCUACGAUAUCUUCAAUGUUCGAUAUUAA
This is a messenger RNA of Bursaphelenchus xylophilus (pine wood nematode), 299 nucleotides long. The record is from the annotation of a GenBank genome assembly. NCBI's taxonomy places the organism in Eukaryota, Metazoa, Nematoda, Chromadorea, Rhabditida, Aphelenchoididae.